This is a messenger RNA of Dioszegia hungarica, 6489 nucleotides long. Its product is annotated as SEN1 N terminal-domain-containing protein. The record is from RefSeq and is a predicted model, not a curated record. Gene Ontology annotation, molecular function: helicase activity; transcription termination site sequence-specific DNA binding. Bases 1 to 6489 code for a protein of 2162 amino acids. Gene Ontology annotation, biological process: termination of RNA polymerase II transcription. Gene Ontology annotation, cellular component: nuclear body. The transcript is spliced from 11 exons. NCBI's taxonomy places the organism in Eukaryota, Fungi, Basidiomycota, Tremellomycetes, Tremellales, Bulleribasidiaceae.
AUGGCCACCACCCCGCCGACCGCUCAGGAGGUUGAAGCCGUUCUUGCCAAACGGGCGGCAGCUCAUACCAAGCCGACCGAUGAAGACCUUCGUCCGAUCUACUACUACCUCCGCUCGACCUUUGUAUCGGAUCGUAAUGAGGGCUCUUCCACCUCAGCUACUCAGGCUCCGCACUGGUACUGCGCCAGGACGCCCGAUAAGCUUCAUCGGGAAGCGGCGAUCUACCUGAUCUUCCUGUUCGCCUUCAACCGGGUCGAGCGGGCGCAGCUGUGGCUCAAGGAGCUGCAAGGUGUGCUGAGGGGAUGUGAGAAGUGCUCCAGGUGCUUUACCUCGGCGAGGAGACGCUUCGCUACCAAGUACAUGUCCAACUUCCCUCCUGCGGUCCGUACCAAUUUCUUCGCGGCUGUGAACCAGAAGCUGGUGGACUUUAUUAAGGAGGAGUACACUCUCUGCGCCGAGCCACCAGCCAGUGGGACCACCUCUUCAUUGAGUUCGGGUCUCUCGGCGCUCCCGCAGUCGAUCGUGCAGCUCUACCUGGGCGAGCCCACCCUGCUGGCCGAUCCCAAUAUGGCGGCCAUACUCGACUCCACCAUCGACUCGUCGGCCACACCCAUGCAGCCCUCGGUCGUACUUCACGGUCUUACUCCCAUGGUCGUCGAUCUCCUAUCUUCAUCAUCAGCUGUCAGGCGGACAUGGGCUCGCGCUCAGCUACCGGCUCUGGCUCGGCAGCCAUUGAGCUUUGACGAGUGGUGUAAUCUGGGAAUAGGCGUUCAGCUACAGGCGAUGUAUAGCGGGGGAGGAGGACUAGGAGGGAAGGAGAAGUGGGAUGUGCUGUCGACGAUCGUGGCGAAGGGGCUGUUGAAUCAGGAUACGGUGGCUCGUGGCAUUUUGGACGGACGGAAUAGCGUGGAAGAGGGUGCGCGGAACGGGAAGAGCUUGAUGGCGGUUCUGGCCCCUUCAUUAGGUACUCCAGAUGACGAAUUCCCUGCUGUUCUCGCCUGCCUCAUUGCUCUCCUCCACAAAAGCCCUACGCAUCACAUAUGGACAUUCGACACUUCCGCCGAACUACCACAUACCCUCUUCUCGGACAUCAAAAACAACGAGUCGUUCCAGAAUCUCCUCGAAGCCAACUACGGCCCCAGCUCGGACCCGGCGCUGGCUACCGAUGUACUCUCGUGGAUGUCCGACUACCUCGUAUCGCUCACGGACCCCUCGCCCCGGUCAGGGCAGUCGGAAAGUUCAGAAGCAGCCUCGGGCUUCGGAGAAGCAUUGGCGAAAGUUACCAGCUUCUGCUUCUCGGAGAUGCAGCAUACGCGUCUGGAUGCGGGCGUCCGUGCGGCUGUGGCGCAAGCGGGGAUCAAUUCGCUCAUUGCGCUUCAGCAAACCGUGGGGCGAGAUCAUACCCUAUCCAGCCAUCUCUCCUCAUCCCUUGACAUUCACGCCUCCGUCAUCUCCAGCAUCGCCCUGCGCCCAAAAGAUCACCCUAGCGCAGCUUGGCAGGCAGCACGAGUCGCCGCGCGUUCCCUUCUCCAGGUCUUCCUCUCCGUCGACGGCAAGGAGAUCGCCGAAAGCGCUACAGGACUCGCAACGGUGGCAUACGAGGAGCGGGCCAGACUGCGGAAGAUCAAGUCAAAGAGACCGGCCGGGCCUCCCGUCAAGGUGGACAAGCUACGUCGCGCGACCAUCCGGCGCGAGCUGUGGACCAUGGCGUUCAAUUCGGUCCUCCCGAAUGAUCCGUCGGGUGUCGCCAUCCUCAUGUCGGCUCUCGCGCCAUCCUCACAUAUCGAGUUGCUCGACCGGCAGAACGCCUGGAAGGGCGACGACCUGGUCCAAUCCAUCAGCCGGGAUGACUGGGUCGACGGGGUCCGAGCGGUGAACGCUGGGGUCCAGGCGACCCGAAGCCACUUCUCUCAGGCCAUCGAGUCGUUUGCUUUGCAACCGGACAACCUCCUACUCCGAUCCCUCUGGGAACUUCCCGGCGUCCCCAAAGUAGGAACUAUCCUCCUCCUCUCCCCCGCCGACAACAUCCAUGAUCCCCUCCUUAGCCUCAUCUCCCAAUCCUUCGAAGCGGACGAGCGGGGCGACUGCUUUCGCGUCCUCCUCACUCGGUACCCUGACCAGGCGGUCGAUGGUCUCUGCGAUUUCCUAUCCAGCUUCAUCAGCAUCGCUCGGCACUCGCCCGAGUCCUGCUCGUUAGCCAAAUGGCUCGUACGGUGCUUUACAGACAUCCUUGAUGCCUUAUGUCAACCAACCGACAAUGGCGAACCCCUCCUCAACUCGACCGACUUCUUGUCUACCUACUCCAACAGCCUGAGCAUGGCAAAUCGCCUUCGCCAGCUCUGGCAUCUCAUGACCACAUCGCUGGCAGUCAUCUUCAAGCGGACCCAGGCGUGGGCACCGCUGUUCGAGAACGACGUCAUGAUCGACUGGAUGCGGGACGCCAUCAUUUUCGGUCGGCAGAUGACGGAGCAUACUCGGAUGUUUGAGGCGGCAGUACUGGGGCAGUCGGGAUCUACCUUUGUGGGCGGGGUGAGCGAGAGCCCGCUCAAAGUGACUAGGGCAGGGAAGGAUCUGGUCAGCAAGCUGCAUCUUGUGCUUGUCGACCUAGUCUCAUGGCUCCGCUUGACCGAUGUCGAGACCCUUCACCAAACCUUCGAGCUCCUGAAGGACAUCCUCGAGCGGAUCAGCAAGACUGAGCCGGAUCUCGCAAAGGCGCCAGAGCUCGAGAAGGCGUUACUGGAGCUGGACAAGUUCUGCCGGAAAGCCACGAAGAGCUACACCAGUCGGCUGUCGGACGACUUGCUGUCGGAGCUUUCGGAGCUGCUUGCACCCUUCAACCUUCCCGUCAGCGAUGACGAGGAGCGCUUGCUCAGAGGUGUGGGCAACAUCUCGAUACCAACAUCUGCGGGCUCUUCAUCGGCGCCAGAGAUGCUCCCACCCAAAUCCACGGUCCGCGAGAAGCCAAAGCCGGUGGGCCGCAAUGCCUUUGAGGAGAUGAUGAAGGGAGCCAAGGGCGGAAAGCCGUCAUCGAGCCUCUCCAAAUCCUCCACCCCUUCCCGCCCCUUGGCUCCCUCCAGCAAGGGCUCUUCGUCGAAGCCCAUCAGCAUCGACGACUUCGACGAGGAUGACGACUUCUUGUCCAACCUCUCGUCCAAGGACCUAGACAUCAUUGAGAAGCGGGCGCAGACGGCGGUCUCCACCGGGAAGCCUAUCGCUGGCCACUCUGCCCGCCCACCUGUACCCAAACCUACCGUUCCGGCGCGUCCACAGUCGAAGCUCAACGUCAACGUCGUGCCCAAACCUUCCGCUCCGAGCGGAAAGACUGGCUACAAGACCGCCUUUAUGAAGGAUCUUCGCAAGGAGCACUCUAUGGCGGAGCGCAAUCGGGUGCCCGUCGGCGGGGUUACGCCCCGCCUACCAGGAGCGUCCAGUGCCGGGACGGGACUCGGCGCGUAUCAGCCGGUCAAGCCAAAGACGGCGGUCAAGGUGGAUUCGGGCUCGAGCGCCAGCGAGUCGUCGGACGAGGAUGAUCGAGGCGGACUCAGCCAGCUCAUCAAAAAGCAAAAGUCGCCGCUCAAACCCGCUAAGACGGUCAACGCUCCUCGGACUAUCCGGAUCCUCAACAACCCAGAGCUCGACGCGCUUCGGAGGCGGGAGGAUGACCGGGCUCGCAAGGCUCGGAUGAAGGCUCGGCUGAAGCCUGAUCUCAACCCCUUAUAUCGCUACGUCCUCGGCUGGAACCCCUCCCAUACCGGCCAGGACGUCCCGCACAGCGAGGCUACUCGCCGGAUCCUCCACCCGCCUACCAUGGUGCCGAACGCGUUCCCUUCAGCGCAACGAUACGAGCAGGUCAUGCUGCCCAUGUACUUGCAGGAGCUGUGGCAGCAGGCUCUCAAGGGAGAGGGACAUACAGCUCCUCUGGUCAUCGAGGUGACAUCCCGUUCGUACGAGGACGACUUCCUCGAUCUCGAGGUGGCGGUGGCGGGGCAGAUGCCUGAGCGGUUCUCCCUGAACGAGUCGGACGUUGUCGUACUGGUCCAGGGUGGGAACCCGAACAAGGUGUUUGCCAAGGUGCAGGGGUACAGACGGCGAUUCAAGGAUGCCGGAAUUAAGCUGCGGAUCCUGCAGUCGAUGGAUCAGAAGGAUCUCGGAGGGAAGAAUAAGUGGUUCUUGCAUAAGCACCUCUCGCUAAGCACAGCACUUCGGGAGUUUGCAGCUCUGCGAGGUCUGCCAUACUACGAGCCCGAGAUUCUGCGGGAUAUUCUGGCCGGGCGUAGCGCUCAGCUUCCGCGACUGUCCGAAUCCGACAUCCGCAAGGCGAUGACCGCGUAUGAGGUCAACGAGCCGCAAGCUAAGGCUAUUCUGGGCGCGACCAGUGUCGAUGGCUUUGCGUUGAUUCAGGGACCUCCGGGUACCGGCAAGACCAAGACAAUCAGCGGUCUCGUCGGCAAGUGGAUAUCAGAACGGCCAAACAUGAUCGCCAUCUCUGGCGAAAAGGUCAAAAAGUCCAAACUCUUGGUCUGCGCGCCGAGUAACGCCGCUAUCGACGAGGUGUGCAAGCGCCUCAUGAAUGGCGUCCCGACGAGCAACGGCGGGCGCACCCAGCCCAACCUCGUCCGUAUCGGCAUGGACUCGUCUGUCAACGACGCCGUCAAGGAUCGGUCGCUCGAUAACCUCGUCGAAGCUCGAGUCAGCAGCGGGAUGGCCGGUAAAGCGGGCGGAGGAGGCGAAUAUGGGCGCCUCACAGCGGAGCUGGACGAGGUCAAGGAGUUGAUCAAGACCAAGCAGGAGCAACUGCACAAGAUCUCGCAGAACGACGAGGGUCGGCGGCUCGUCGAAAACGAGUUCCACAGUCUCGUCACUCGGCGUACCCAACUCGGUCAGGCUGCCUCAAAAGCCAAGGAUGCUGCUCGGGAUGCUACAAGGCAUCUCGAGGGUGCUCGAAGGGCAGCCAAGGAGGCGAUUCUGGACGAGGCGGAUAUCGUCUGCGCUACCCUGUCGGGAUCCGGACAAGAUGUGCUGGCGGCGUACGAGUUUGAGACGGUGAUCAUUGACGAGGCGGCCCAAGCGAUUGAGAUGAGCUGUCUUAUCCCGCUCAAAUAUGGGUGUAAGCGGUGCAUCAUGGUUGGAGAUCCUAAUCAGCUACCUCCUACCACCUUCAGCACGGACGCCGAGCGCUUCCGCUACAACGAGAGUCUGUUUGUCAGAAUGGCCCGAGUCAAUGCGCAGAACAUGCACCUCCUGAGUAUUCAAUAUCGGAUGCACCCCUUCAUCUCCGAACUCCCCUCCAAGGUCUUCUAUCAGUCCCACCUCAAAGACGGCCCCGAUAUGGCCCAAAAGACAGCUGCCAUCUGGCACAGCCGCCACAUCUUUGGUCCCUACCGCUUUUUCAACGUCAACGGUGUCGAGAGCAGGGCGGGCACGUCGACCAAGAACGCGGACGAGGCGAGCACCGCUGUCAGCCUGUACCGUCGUCUCGAGGAGGAUUUUGGGUCGAAGAUCGACUUGGCAAUGCGAAUCGGCGUGAUCACCAUGUACAAGGAGCAGCUGUUCGAGUUGAAGCGGGCAUUCAACGCAGCAUUUGGCGCGGCCAUCCUCCAGCUCAUCGAGUUCAACACUGUCGACGGAUUCCAAGGCCAAGAGAAGGACAUCAUCAUACUCUCCACCGUCCGAUCCGGGCCGAAUCUCAACAGCAUCGGUUUCUUGAGGGACGCCAGGCGAAUGAAUGUUGCUUUGACUCGAGCAAAGAGCUCUCUCUUUGUCAUCGGGAAUGCGGCUACGCUGGAGCGGGGAGAUGAGAGAUGGAAGACCAUCGUGCAGGAUGCAAGGGAGAGAGGCUUUGUGGUCGACGUAAGCCUUUCCUACUCUGAUGUGGUGACGGCGACUGAUCUCCAGGUGACACCCUCCACCUUCGCUGCAGGGGCAGUAGUACCCUCGGUUGCGGUAGAGAAGAAGGUGAAGAAGGAGCACCCUCCCACUCCCGAUCGGAAAUCGCGCGUAUCGAGUGCCAACACCGCGCCUCCCGCGUCCGUUACCGCCGUCGCCUCCCCGCUCAAGCGCAAGCCCAGCGAGACGUCUUUGCGCGAUACCAAAAAGCCAAAGGUCGAGGUCAAACCAAAGCCAAAGCCCACUAAUGGCGCCAACUCGGAUACCUCCACCUCAUCCUCUUCCAGCUAUUCGUCUGGCAACGCUCCCUCGGCCAAGAAGGCCAAACCGGCCAAGCCGGAACCCAAACCACCGACUACUUCUCGUCCCAUCCCCCAGGGUCCCGGCGUACCGACUGCUCUGCCACCUCCUCCGCCACCAGAUCAAAAGUCACUGGCCUUUAUCAAGAAGAAGAAGGUGAGUCAGCACACAAGCUUAGCUUACAUCCAGAAACGACCACUCCCAAAUGGCGAUAGCAACAUCGUCCAGCCACCACCGGUACCUGCGGGAACCGCACGACAACAACUGAACGACAUAUACCGCGGCCCAGGCCGACGACCAUGA